Messenger RNA from Zophobas morio, 1010 nucleotides. RefSeq names its product brachyurin-like. Gene Ontology annotation, biological process: proteolysis. Gene Ontology annotation, molecular function: serine-type endopeptidase activity. Bases 46 to 873 code for a protein of 275 amino acids. NCBI's taxonomy places the organism in Eukaryota, Metazoa, Arthropoda, Insecta, Coleoptera, Tenebrionidae. The transcript is spliced from 5 exons. The record is from RefSeq and is a predicted model, not a curated record.
ACAAAAAGAGAACUCUUAAUAAAAUAUUUCCGUUAUAUUCAUAAUAUGAAGAGCGCAAUUCUGCUUUUGUGCCUUUUUACGCUAUCCAUAAACGCUUCAUUUAUUCAGCUGCCAAGAGUCACCCUCGACAAAAAAACAAUCAAAAAUGCAAGAAUUAUCGGCGGACAAGUGGCCUCCCCAGGUCAAUUUCCCUGGCAGGUCGCUAUCUACAAGAACACAACAGACGGAAGAUUCUUUUGUGGGGGAGCCAUUAUUAACGAACAAUGGAUUCUAACUGCAGCUCAAUGCGUAUACGCGGCGACUCAGCUUACUAUCCAAUUAGGAUCUAAUCAGUUGCAAGGAUCCGAUGACGGCCGCGUAACUAUUACCUCUUCUACGUAUUUUUACGAGCCACGUUUUGAUCCAACACUAGGAGUUGCCCAUGACAUUGCUCUUAUCAAAAUAGAAGAACCUUUAACUUUUACAGAUUAUGUUCAACCUAUUGGAUGGGCUUAUAUUGGUCGCCUCUAUCCCGGAAAGGUUGUAACUGCUUCAGGGUGGGGGCAAGUUAGUGACGCGGAUUCCACUUUAGAAAAUGACCUCAGUUACGUUGAAAUGACAGUUUUUGACCAAAUCGAGUGUCAAGCGUAUUAUGGCUCCCAAUUAGAAGAUACCAUGAUUUGUACUGUGGGAACUACAAAUCAAGGAACAUGUUAUGGAGAUAUUGGUGGUGUACUAGUAACAAAAGCACUGGACUGGCUAGGAGAUUUUACAGUAGCCGUGGCUAUUUCCAGCUGGAUGAGUCAAAAUGGUUGUGAAAGCUCAGAUCCGAAAGGGUUUACAAGAAUAGAUGCUUACAUUAGCUGGAUUGUAAAUACCACAAGAGACAAUUAAAUUUAUUUAAUAAAUGUAUGCCUAAUCCCUACAGCUUACUAUUCAAAAGUGAAACAUAACGUAACGUGUACACUUAUUUUCCGUUUGUUUCCUACAUUUAUAUUCUGAUUAAAUGCGUAGCAACAAAGUUUACACCA